Molecule: messenger RNA, 1161 nt
Organism: Seriola dumerili (greater amberjack)
Lineage: Eukaryota; Metazoa; Chordata; Actinopteri; Carangiformes; Carangidae
Product: SCAN domain-containing protein 3-like
Exons: 7
Coding region: 1-1161 (386 amino acids)
Source: RefSeq, a predicted model, not a curated record
AUGCCAGAGGGCACGGAUGUGGCCGUGGCAGGGGCGGGUUCAGAGGUGGCCGUGGGGGCCACUCAGUGCUACUCCAGGACCAUGGAGGCAGACAAGCCUCUGCUGGACGCUAUUCUAGUCCCAAAACAGAUUGUUGUGUGUAAAUUUGAAGCUCACACUUCUAACACUGACCCGGUUUCACAAGCAGACUUACAUGAGCUCCAGUGGAGACCUGAUCAGACUGAGAAGGAUGUGUGGAAAAAGAGUGGUGGUCUUUUCAAAGAUGGGGUACGCUUCGACGUCACAACGUAUUUGAUGGGAUUGUUCUUGAUUGAUGGGAUGGCCUCACCUUGGAUGAGCAGAUUGUACUGGGCAUCCUCAUCCCAUCAGCAUCGACUGCUGAGAGAAUUUCUGAAAGAAAUGGAGGCAGAUGCAAAUGACCUACUACUCCACAACAACGUGAGAUGGCUAAGCAAAGGGAAUGCACUGGGAUGCUUCUGGUCCAUCCAAAAGGAAAUAGCUGCUUUCUUACAGCAGCUCAAGAGACAAAAAGCAACACAGUUUGCAAACUUUUUGCAAGAUAACAACAAGAUGGAUGUGGUGGCUUUUUUGGUGGACAUCACAGGACACCUUAAUAAGCUCAAUUUAAAGCUGCAGGGUCAGAAAAAUUCUGUCUGUGAUAUGAUGAAAACUGUCCACUCCUUCCAGAUGAAGCUGGACAUUUUCAAAGAAGAUCUCCAAGGAGAGUGUGAGCACUUCCCACAAAUGCAGGAACAAAUUCAGGGUAAGAGAGACAUUUCCCCUUAUGUCAGCUUCAUAGACAAGCUGAUUGGAAACUUCUGUCAUCGAUUUGACAGCUUCAACCUUGGACACCAGCUCCUCCUGCUAAUCAAGAAUCCAUUCCUUAUCAGAGAAAUCAGAGGAUUUUCAAAGGAGGUGACACAGACCUUCAAGUGGGCACAUCCUGGAUCUUUACAGUUAGAGCUCACUGAUCUGCAAGCAGAUGUUGCUCUGAGAGAGCAUUUUGAAACAACUGACUCUGCUACUUUCUGGUUACAGAUUGUGCCUGAAACCAUUUUCCCUGGUCUAACCAAAGUAGCACUACACACCUUAACCAUGUUUGGAUCAACUUACAGCUGUGAGACAGCUUUCUCUACGAUGAACAUUAUUAAAACAAAGUAA